Messenger RNA from Hippoglossus stenolepis (Pacific halibut), 1581 nucleotides. RefSeq names its product autophagy related 101 (gene atg101). The record is from RefSeq and is a predicted model, not a curated record. Gene Ontology annotation, biological process: autophagy; autophagosome assembly. The transcript has 2 exons. Lineage: Eukaryota; Metazoa; Chordata; Actinopteri; Pleuronectiformes; Pleuronectidae. Gene Ontology annotation, cellular component: phagophore assembly site. The coding region runs from base 443 to 1099 and encodes 218 amino acids.
UCGGGUAGAAGCGUGAACCGAGACUAACUCAGGCUGAAAUUAGUCCUUUAAAUUACUUGCUUUAAUCUGGAAUAAUAUUUAAUAUUUAAUAUUUUGAUUAAUUACCGCGUAUAGAAAAACGAACUAUAACGACUAUAUAGAGCUACGCGGCGUGCCGUAGAUGGUGUGACGUCAUGGUUAGCGCGUCAUGUUUGUAGCAAACAGCUAGCUAGCUGCUGCUAUGUACCUGCUAUCACUGCUCAGAACUUACAUUUAGAUCGGGCUCCCUUUCAUACGUUGUAUUUAAUUUAGAGAUAUUCUGUGUUUUAGUCCAUCGUGACACGUUGUGGAGAGAAGGGGCCGCCCGUCAGGAGAGGUAAACAAACUAGCCGAGCUGCCCUCAGUAGCCAUCACCUCCCUUCUUGUGUCGUCGCUUGUAAAUGGAAACAUCUCCUGUUCCGCAAUGAACUGUCGCUCGGAGGUUCUGGAGGUGACAGUGGAGUCGAGGCAGGUGGAGGAAGCCAUGCUGGCUCUGCUGCACACCAUCUUAAUGCACCGCAGCACCGGGAAAUUUCACUACAAGAAGGAGGGCACCUACUCCAUCGGAACAGUGGGCACACUUGACUUCGACUGUGACUUCAUCGACUUCACCUUUGUCAGAGUGUCCUCAGAGGAGCUGGACAGGGUGAUCAGGAAGGCUGUGUCUGAAUUCAAGGAUGCUUUGAGCAACUCUGGCAGCGACGGCAUGGGGCAAAUAUCCCUCGAGUUCUACCAGAAGAAGAAAUCUCGCUGGCCUUUUUCCGACGAGUGUAUUCCCUGGGAGGUGUGGAGCAUCAAGGUCAACGUUGUCAACCUCGCCAACGAGCAGGAGAGACAGAUCUGCAGGGAGAAAGUGGGCGAGAAGCUGGGGGAGAAGGUGAUCAACGUGGUUGAGGUCAUAAAUCGCCACGAGUACUUGCCAAAGAUGCCCACCCAGUCUGAAGUGGACAAUGUUUUUGACACCAGUCUCAAGGAUGUUCAGCCGUACCUUUACAAAAUCACAUUUCAGAUCACUGACACUCUGGGCACCUCCGUAAGCACCACGAUGAGGAGGCUGAUUAAAGACACCCUGGCCCUGUGAGGAUGCCCCAACACAGAGAAGAGAAAGUUAUGGAUGACUUCAAUCCUAAAAAAAUAUCUAGUAACAUCUGUCAUUUCUUUAUGUAAAAAAAAAAACACAUUUUUUUCAGCUCCACUCCUGCUACAGUGAGAGUGUCAUCACUUUUCAGACGUCUCUGCCAUGAUUCUGGUAUUGAUUGUACCUCAAGAUUCUUAAUUACACAAUGUCUAUUUAAUGAUAUUUAGUUUUUAACAAACUUACCACCAUAUAGAAAUGCAACCCCAGCACAUUACACUAUAUAUAUAUAUCAGGAUAUAAUAUGAAAUCUGUAAAUUAUUGUAAAUUUCUGACAUAAAUGUUGAUUGUAACGAAUGGUAUUUACUGUCAAUAGGCAAGUCUCUUUAAAACUUAAGUCUGCCUCUGUGAAUUCUAACCUUUGAGACUAGAGCAACUACUGGCAAAUAUUACUUCACAAGAUUCAGUCAAUAAAAAAUGUAAUCUGA